GUUAACGGGGCCCCGCGGUUCACGACCGUCGGAUCUUUCUGCUUUAUACCGAUGGAUCUGGAGUUCCAGGGUGUCAUGCCACCGAAUAAUGGGCUGGCCACUCACCCCAAUCUGAUCACCCCCCCGGCCUCCGCCAGCGACCUUCGGAGCAACCCAAGGCUGCCCCGGCCGACAGUCUUCGACUUUUCGCCCAAGAACCUGGCAUCUUGCGACAUGGAGAAGAUCCCCGCCAUCACAGGCAAGCGGCGGGGUGGGUGUAGAAAGGCGUGUAAUGAGUGUAAGCAGCAAAAGCUUCGGUGCGACAUUGUGCAGACACCCGCCGAUGCGUGCUCGCGCUGCCGGCGCCUCCAGAUAGAAUGCAAAGUCGAGCCCACUUUCAAACGGAUCUCCAAACGAAGGCGCAAUGCUGAAAUGGAACGGGAGAUCGCAGACCUGCGUCGGCGGCUUGCCAACGGCGACCCUCAGGCUGUAGAAGCUAAUGGCAGCGAUGAGCUGUCUCAGUGCUCGGAGGAUGUAUUCUGUCCUCCUGAAGCGGCGCUGGAAGCCCGAGCCCAACCGCUGUCUGCCCCGUUGGAGCCGCCUCGGCCUAUAGCGACUCCAUUAGCAAUGUAUCGAGAUGUAUCUAUUCUUUCCCAGGAGGAUCAUCCCUGGAGACUGGAAGACAUUUCACUGUCGAGGACCAGAGUAAAUCGCUUGUUCGACCAGUUCUUCAAGUACUAUCAUCCGUUUCUUCCCCUGCUGAACCCGCAAAAGCCCCCGGACGAGUAUUUCCGUCGCUGUCCCUUGCAGGCAUGGACAAUCAUCUGUGUCGCUAGCCGACGAGCGCCCUCAGAGCCAGGCCUCCUGAGCGCGCUCUCUGGACCAUUCAGCAGGCUGCUCUGGUCCACUAUCACCAGUGUGCCACAAGACUAUCGUGUGGUCAAGGCUCUUUGCCUUCUGUGCACCUGGCCAUUGCCGACGACGAGCCAGAGGACCGACGCCACAUUCAUGCUCAGUGGGCUGAUCAUGCAGAUUUCCAUGCAACUCGGCUUGCAUCGUCCUGUCCAGGCGGAAGAAUUCACCACCUUCCGCAUGGAAGUCCAGGGGGAAGCUGUGAAAGACCGUCUACAGACCUGGGUUAUCUGUAAUAUCGUAGCUCAAAACGUUGCUACCGGUUACGGCCAACCUCCGGGAACGAUCUAUGACUGGGCGCUCGAGCCAGCAUCGCUCCGAGAUGCGGAUUACCACCCUUCGGAAGACUUGAAGACGCGGCUACGCAUCGAAAAGUUCUGUGACCGCGUGACAAAGGCGCUCUACAGCAGCAAGCCUGACCCGGCCGAAUUCAUCAGCUCGGAGAAGCUACUCAUCGUGCAGCUUUUAGAAAAUGAGCUGCGCGAUAUGGAAGUGGAGUUCGGAAGAGAUAUCUCCAAUAUCAACAUGAUUCAUUUACGAGCGGCGGAGCUGCAUCUCAGAUACUUUGUCUUCCUCGGCUCCAACGCACGAAGCGACGACUUAACGAAGCUUUUCAUUGCCACCACAUCAUUCCUCGGUCGGGUACUGGACCUUGAAACCUCUCCCGGGGAGCUCAUCGGCCACGCCACCAACUACAUUCUCCAGAUGAUUGUUUCAGCCGCCUUUGCACUCAUGAAGCUGCUGAAGAGCGACUUUCGACGCCACAUAGACUUUGAGCAUGGGAAGUUGCUGUUCAACGGAGCUAUUUCGGCCAUUAGGAGAAUCAGCGUCAUGGAUCACGACCGCCCUGUGCGCCUGGCGGAUAUUCUGGCACAGAUGUGGAACGCCGGCAGCCCGGAAGGCCCGGCGGGAGAAGAUACUCUGCAGCUCAAGGUACGCUGCCGGAUGAGCAUGAGUCAUGUGUAUGAUACCGUUUGGCGUUGGCGCCAACGGUUCCGUCCGAUGAAGAGCGUCGAGGACCAGCAAGCCGGUCUGGUAAACGCCAAUGUCUCUGCAACCGCAGGCCCGAUGUCACGACAGCAGCACGACGACUCACUUGCCGCCGACCCGGGUUUGAUUUACGCGCCGAACUUUGACCAAAGCGCUUUCAUCAGCGAGGCCGGGUUCUCGGAGGUGUUUGAUUCUCUGAACUGGGUGUUUGACGGAAUCCCCGACUCCUUCGUCGCUCCCCCGGUCAUGUAGACGGGCGCGGACGCGAACGCGGACGCGGGCUCUAGUUAUCGGUGUCGGCAGAUGUGGUUUUUUUCCCCAGAGAUCCUUUUCUUUUGGAACUUGGAACUUAACUUGGAAC
Aspergillus heteromorphus CBS 117.55 is the source of this 2242-nucleotide messenger RNA. Its product is annotated as transcription factor domain-containing protein. Gene Ontology annotation, biological process: regulation of DNA-templated transcription; DNA-templated transcription. The record is from RefSeq and is a predicted model, not a curated record. NCBI's taxonomy places the organism in Eukaryota, Fungi, Ascomycota, Eurotiomycetes, Eurotiales, Aspergillaceae. Gene Ontology annotation, cellular component: nucleus. Gene Ontology annotation, molecular function: zinc ion binding; transcription cis-regulatory region binding; DNA-binding transcription factor activity, RNA polymerase II-specific. The transcript has 7 exons. The coding region runs from base 52 to 2133 and encodes 693 amino acids.